CUUUCCAAAGGCGUCCUCACGGAAUAAGCCAGUUUGGAUUGAGCGUUCGUUACUGUUCGGUGUUACUUAGUUAGUGUUGUGAAAUUUGAACCGCGUUUAAAAAUGUCUGAAGUCAUCGAAAUGAUUAUGAUUUUGAUAAUAGUGACGCUGUGCUUUCUAAUGAUACCGUUCAAUCUACAACCGAACGCGGUUAUUGAAGCACGAAGGAAGUUUGACAUUUUUAUUAGGCUCUACGAGAAACCUUAUCGAUUUAACGUGCGCGAGUACGAGCACCGAUUUCAGAUCUUUCGCUCAUCGCUGCACAAGAUAGCAUCGUUGAACGCACAUCGCGUUGAAAAUGAUACCGCAAUUUAUGGCAUCACGCAGUACGCGGAUCUUUCGGACCAGGAGUUUUUGCGGAUCAAUCUGGCCGAUUUAAAGCAUGAGCACUAUCCUGCGCUAGGAUUCGAAUCUGCUGGGUCUAGUUUGUUGGACAAGUUUACAAUCGAAUCAAAAAGCGCUGAAAUGAAAGAUAAUAUUAUAUUUUCACGAGCUCGAAGAGAUCUUCGCAUCCCAAAAUUGCUGCCAAAGGUCGUUGAUUGGCGAGAAAAAGGAGUGAUUCCGGCAGUGAAAUCCCAAGGAAGUUGUGGGGCGUGUUGGGCAAUUAGCGUCGUUGAUACGAUUUCGUCAAUUUCGGCCAUAAUGAAGGCUCAGAGCAAUGCCACAGAUUUGUGCAUCGAACAGGUGAUAAACUGUGCUGGCAAUGGAAACUAUGGUUGCGAGGGAGGAGAUACAUGUCGUUUACUCGAAUGGAUGAGGGAAUCGAAUGUAAAGCUGAACACAUUAAAAGACUGUGAAACGACACAACAAUUUAAAAAUGGCACCGAAUGUGCAUUCCAAAAUGCUACAGUGGGUGAUUAUAUGGCGGUGGAAAAAUUCUCCUGCGUUAGCCUAGUUGAUCGUGAACACCUGAUGCUGCGUUACUUGGCAACGCGAGGACCAAUUGUAGCGGCCGUAAAUGCCGCCUCCUGGCAGUACUAUCUGGGAGUCGUCCAGUAUCACUGCGACGGAAGUUACGAAGACCUGAAUCAUGCGGUGGAAAUUGUCGGCUACAAUCUGGAAGGCACAAUUCCGUACUAUUUGGUGAAAAACUCGUGGGGACCGCGUUUCGGAGAUCAUGGUUACAUAAAAAUUGAAAUUGGCAAAAAUUUGUGUGGCAUUGCCAAUCGAGUUUCGUUUAUCGAACUCAUGUAAGUAAAUAAAACAACUUUUU
Culex quinquefasciatus (southern house mosquito) is the source of this 1252-nucleotide messenger RNA. Its product is annotated as cathepsin O-like. The record is from RefSeq and is a predicted model, not a curated record. Gene Ontology annotation, molecular function: cysteine-type endopeptidase activity. Gene Ontology annotation, cellular component: lysosome. NCBI's taxonomy places the organism in Eukaryota, Metazoa, Arthropoda, Insecta, Diptera, Culicidae.